Pseudophryne corroboree (corroboree frog) is the source of this 981-nucleotide messenger RNA. It is a transcript of the gene TINF2, whose product is annotated as TERF1 interacting nuclear factor 2. The record is from RefSeq and is a predicted model, not a curated record. Gene Ontology annotation, molecular function: telomeric repeat DNA binding. Lineage: Eukaryota; Metazoa; Chordata; Amphibia; Anura; Myobatrachidae. Bases 176 to 802 code for a protein of 208 amino acids. The transcript has 7 exons. Gene Ontology annotation, cellular component: shelterin complex. Gene Ontology annotation, biological process: regulation of telomere maintenance via telomere lengthening; telomere capping.
GUGAGCGAAGCGGAGCGGAGCGAGCCACCGUGCCCGAAGCGUGGCGAGCGAAGCGAGCCCGCGAGGGUACUUUUCGGGUACCCUGUUCGCCCGUAGCUCCUCCCCCUGCUGGUGUAGCUCCUCCCCUCAAAACGUCACAAGGUCCCUUCAGCCCCUCCGAUAUAGAACCAACCCUAUGGAUGGUGCUGCACCGAGUACAACUUCAGCUUUAGAUACAUGUCAGUAUGAAAAAGUGAAUCUCAGUGGUUUAUCAGAAUUGUCCAUCUCUGCGGCUGCAUGCUGGUGUGUGCUGAGGUCUCGCAAUGUAUCUCACUUUCACAGAGUGCUAGAUUUCUUAAAUGCCAUAUACAGAGCAACACCAGACUUGCUGCAUUUUCGUCACUAUGCAAAACUGAGCCUGGGUCUGCGUGCUGAGACUAUACUAGACCUAGUUGAUAGAAAUGGCACUACAGCAGAAACAUGGGAAGUAUUCCAACAACUAUUUCCAGAUAAUCCAUUAGAUGUUGCUCCACAUGCGACCCACAGAGAUUUGGAGAAGGUUCUGGCAGCCAACUCUAGCUUUCAAAAUCUUGUGAAUAACCUAUUUAAGGAUGAACAAUAUAGGAUGUGUUACAUGAAGGUUCAUUUAGACUUUGGAGAGCCAUUUGUUGCUGUUUUGGAGAAGCUGUUCAGAGAAUUGUUGGCCAGACUUGCCACAGCACUGCCAGAAAACAGAAGACAGGAGCUCACAUGUAUUCUAGAAACAUAUUCUGUCGGAACACAAUCUUGUUUUAAAGACAACAAGUCACUGGAAGUGUUUUAGCACAAAAUCUGGUUGAUUCUAAUUUAAAAGUUGUGCUGAAGACCUUGCAUUUAUGAAGGCUGGCUUUGAGGAGAUGAGAUUGGAGUGUGAGUAACUCUGGAAGGCAGGAGGAACUAUAUAAAGUAGUACACAAGGAAUAAGUAUUUCCUUACACAAUAAAAUACACUUUAUAAUUAAAA